AUGACGGAAAGUGGUCUAGAUUGGAACUCGCUCGUUGCGUUUGACAAUGUCGCAGCUGGCCACGACGGCGUCAUGUCAGACGCAUCUGGUAGUUUGAUCAUCAAACCAUGCGUCGCGGCCGAGGUGCAAUUCUAUGAGGUUUCCAAUGCUGAGCACCCAGAAUUCGCGCAGCUGAUGCCGACAUUCAUGGGCAGCCUACAACACGAGGCCAACAACCCCCUACGAGGAAAGAAACUGGAUACAGGACUUGCCAUUGUGUUGGAGAACGUACUGGCUGGGUUCCAAAAGCCCAACUUCGUUGAUGUGAAGCUGGGCAAACGACUCUGGGCUGAUGAUGCACCACUUUCCAAGCGUAACAAGCUGGACGAUGUCGCAUCCCAGACGACCAGUGGUUCGCUUGGCUUCAGGAUAGCAGGCAUGAAGGUAUGGCAGCCCGAGGGUUCGGGGGAGUACAAGGUAUUCGACAAGUUCUACGGUAGAACUUUGACGUCAGACAAUGUAAGGAAUGCUUUCUCAACCUUUCUCUGUGUCGACCAGAAGACGGAGACUUCAGACAUAGUUGAAGAUGUCAUCAGCAACAUUGAAGAGGCCGUCGGCGCUAUAGAACAGAUCAUUGCCAAGCAGGAAAGCAGAAUGUACUCGGCGAGCUUACUGUUUGUCUAUGAGGGAGACCCACAAGCGCGUAAAGAAGCUCUUGACUCUGCUGUUACUCAGACGGAACAGAGUCGGCACUCCGAUGAUCGCAGACAAGAGGGCGAGAAUGUUGCUGAAGAUGAAGACGAUGAAGAGGACGAGCAAGCUGAACCAAAGCUAUUCGACAUCAAAUUGAUUGAUUUUGCUCAUGCAGAGUGGACACCAGGGCAAGGACCGGACGAGAACAUGCUGAUGGGCAUACGCAACGUCCGCAGAGUCCUGAGGGAUCUGAUGAAAGAAGUCAGUCACGAGUGA
Molecule: messenger RNA, 948 nt
Organism: Aureobasidium namibiae CBS 147.97
Lineage: Eukaryota; Fungi; Ascomycota; Dothideomycetes; Dothideales; Saccotheciaceae
Product: SAICAR synthase-like protein
Exons: 3
Coding region: 1-948 (315 amino acids)
Biological process (GO): inositol phosphate biosynthetic process; phosphatidylinositol phosphate biosynthetic process
Cellular component (GO): cytoplasm; nucleus
Molecular function (GO): inositol hexakisphosphate kinase activity; inositol-1,4,5,6-tetrakisphosphate 3-kinase activity
Source: RefSeq, a predicted model, not a curated record